Molecule: messenger RNA, 1846 nt
Organism: Anthonomus grandis grandis
Lineage: Eukaryota; Metazoa; Arthropoda; Insecta; Coleoptera; Curculionidae
Product: glutamate dehydrogenase, mitochondrial-like
Exons: 8
Coding region: 104-1732 (542 amino acids)
Biological process (GO): L-glutamate catabolic process
Cellular component (GO): mitochondrion
Molecular function (GO): L-glutamate dehydrogenase (NAD+) activity
Source: RefSeq, a predicted model, not a curated record
GCAUUAAAUCAGACUGUCAGUGUCACAUAAAAGUUUUGUCAACGUUUUUUCUUUUAACUAAAAUUCAUGCCUCUUCUUUUACUACAAAAAAAAAACUUAAAAAAUGUCUAGUUUAACGAGAAAUAAAAGUGGACUAAUAUGUGCUAUCGGAAACCAGAUUAUAAAGCAGAUUAAACAACCAUGUAGGUUUAAACAUCAGAUGCCCGAACGCCUGAAACAUAUUCCGAAUGAAGAAAAUCCGAAGUUUUCGCAAAUGGUUCAAUAUUUCUUUCACAGAGCAUGCGAAAUCUGUGAAGACAAAUUUGUCGAAGACCUAAUGAAAGUUCGUGGUAAUAUGCUUACUAAAGAAGAAGCCCAAAUCAAAGUAGAUGCGAUGUUAAGACAAAUAGAAGCUUGUGAAUCAAUGGUUGAGGUUUCUUUUCCUCUCAAGAGAGAUAAUGGCAAAUAUGAAAUUAUUCAGGGGUGGAGAGCGCAGCAUAGUACUCAUAAGCUGCCAGUUAAAGGUGGCCUCAGAUACUCUGAAGGUGUCAAUGCUGACGAAAUAAGAGCACUCUCAGCUAUAAUGACGUUUAAAUGUGCGGUAUGUGACGUUCCAUAUGGAGGAGCUAAGUCUGGAAUUAAAAUUGACCCACUAAAGUAUUCAGUUCGCGAGUUAGAAGCUAUAACGCGAAAGUUUUCCCUUGAACUUAUUAAAAGAGGUUACUUAAGUCCGGCUCAAGAUGUUCCGGCCCCUGAUAUGGGUACUUCCGGAAGAGAAAUGGCUUGGAUAAGUGACACAUAUGCCAAAACUUUAGGUUAUCAAGAUUUAACUGCAGCAGGCUGUGUAACAGGAAAACCAAUUAAUCAAGGCGGUAUUCAUGGUAGGGAUGCAGCAACUGGCCGAGGACUAUUUCAUGCAACCGAGCACUUUAUAAAUAACGAGUGUUAUAUGGAAUUUGCUGGAUUAAAACCAGGAUUAAAGGGCAAAACUUAUAUACUUCAAGGAUAUGGAAAUGUGGGGACGCAUACCCAUAGAUACUAUAAAAGGGCAGGUGCAACAUGCGUAGGCGUAAUGGAAAUCGAUGGAUCCGUAUAUAAUGAAAAAGGAAUUGAACCACAUGAACUCGACGCCUAUAGGUUAGGUCCUGGAAAAGGUAGCAUUAAAGGCUUUCCAGGCGCUCAAACGAUAGAUGGUGAUCUUUUUGACAAGCCAUGUGACAUUUUGGUACCUGGAGCAAAGGAAAAAGUAAUUACAAAAGACAACGUUGAUAAAAUCAAAGCCAAGCUGAUAGUUGAAGGUGCUAAUGGGCCCAUUACGCCAGCGGCCGAUAGAAAGUUAAGGGAACGGAAGGUUAUUAUAGUUCCUGAUAUUCUGGGCAAUUCUGGAGGUGUAACAGUCUCCUACUUCGAAUGGCUUAAGAAUAUCAACCAUGUCUCCUUUGGACGGUUAACAUUUAAGUACGAAAAGGAUGCAAAUUACCAUCUUUUGAACUCUGUGCAAAAGUCACUUGAGGAGGCAUUAUGUAAAGAGAUUCCCAUAAAACCCACUCCAGAAUUUUACAAAAGGAUAGCAGGGGCCUCGGAAAAGGAUAUUGUGCAUUCUGGAUUAGCAUAUUCAGUUGAAAGGACGGCUAAAGGCAUCCAAUCUACAGCUGCGGAUAUGGACCUGGGAACUGAUUUUCGACUAGCUGCUUACGUUAUGGCCCUCAUGAGGAUAUUUGAUACAUGUGCAACAGCAGGAUUUCCAUAUUAGACAUUCACCAUAUUUCCAUAUGGUGACAUGGUAGUCUGCAUAUUACGUUCAAAUUCCUAGUGUAAUGAAGUUAUACAAUAAAAUUUAUUGUAUAAUAAAGUGUUUGUUUCAUAA